Molecule: messenger RNA, 540 nt
Organism: Sparassis crispa
Lineage: Eukaryota; Fungi; Basidiomycota; Agaricomycetes; Polyporales; Sparassidaceae
Exons: 3
Coding region: 1-540 (179 amino acids)
Source: RefSeq, a predicted model, not a curated record
AUGUCCGAAACAAAUCUUCCACCGCCACCGUUCUCUCCUAUCAUUACUCUAGGUGCUUCGUCUAUUAUUGACGCUCCGAUUGAGAAGGUGUGGGACGUACUGGUAGACUUCCCUUCAUAUGGUGAAUGGAACGAUAUGGUCCACGCGCAAACAAUCGUGGACGAACAUAAGAAGCCUCUCGACAGUCAAAUACUCCAAGAAGGACGUCACCUUUUGAUGGAAGUUCACAUACCCCCAACGUCGGACAGGAGCCAUAAACCUACUUCCCAUGCGUUUGAACUUAUUACAAACGUCGACCAUGCUGCCCAUCGUGUCUGCUGGGUGAGUACGUACCCGCGGUGGUUCAUUGAAGCCGUGCGAUGGCAGACCCUCAGCCCCGUAGAUGGGGAGGAAGGAAAGACGAAAUAUGAAUCCAGGGAGGUGUUCAGAGGUAUUGGCUCUUGGAUUCUCCGGUGGUUCCUGGCCGGGGGAUUGCAGCAGGGCUUUGAUGCCUGUGCUCAGGGCCUGAAGAGGCGGGCGGAGCAGGUACAUCAGACAUGA